AUGUCACAGAAGAGUACUGGAUUCUUGUCUCCGGAAUCAGAUGAUGGAGAGCGUCCAGAAACGGAUUACGAGCGUUGGCUUAGAGAUCAGCACGCGAAUGGUGCACCGCCGCAGGAAGCACCUAUUUCACCUGGUUCUCAACCUCCGACUCCACUCUACGGCGAUAGAGCAUCUGCCAAGGACCCAACCAUUGAUCCGCGAUCGGGCCUCAAGAGUGGCCUCUCAAUUUAUAUUCUCUUAACUAUUAUUGUGGUCGUAGUCGUCAUGACUCGGCUGCAGAAGAGAAGACGACGGUCGGCAGUACGCACGGGCGAUCCAUGA
Messenger RNA from Penicillium chermesinum, 321 nucleotides. RefSeq lists its product as uncharacterized. The transcript has a single exon. Bases 1 to 321 code for a protein of 106 amino acids. NCBI's taxonomy places the organism in Eukaryota, Fungi, Ascomycota, Eurotiomycetes, Eurotiales, Aspergillaceae. The record is from RefSeq and is a predicted model, not a curated record.